AAAAAAAAAAAGAAGAAAAAGGAAAAAAAUGGCGGACUCGCCGCUGUUCUGGAAAGAUCGCCAUAUCAAAUAUUUCCUUCGCUGUCUCAAAACCCUGCUGCCCCACCAAUAUACCCCCAAUGACUCCAACCGCAUGACCCUGGGCUUCUUUAUCGUCGCCGGGCUCGAUCUCCUUGGCUUCUUGCACGCAAGUCUAUCUGAAUCUGAGCGACGGGCCUAUGCCAAUUGGGUCUAUCACUGCCAGCUCUCCUCGGGGGGGUUUAGAGGCUUCACCGGCACCAAGUUUGGGGACGAUGACCAGAGGACGGCUGCAAACGAGGCGUGGGAUCCAGCUAAUUUGCCGGCUACUUUCUUCGCGCUGGUCACCCUGCUAAUCCUUGGUGAUGACUUGACGCGUGUAAGGAGAAAAGAGUGCUUGCGUUGGCUACGCACAAUGCAGCGCGAGGAUGGGAGCUUUGGGGAGGUACUGGGCGCUAACGGGCAGAUAGAAGGAGGCAACGAUCUACGAUUUUGCUGUUGUGCAGCUGGCAUUCGAUACAUGCUCCGGGGAAAGGACGCUGAGUACCUGAAGGACGUCGACGAUAUUGAUAUCCUGAGGCUGGCUGCUUAUGUCGAGAAAUGUCAGUCGUAUGACGGUGGAUUUGCGCAAGCUCCUUGGUUGGAGGCCCACGCUGGGCUGACUUACUGCGCCCUUGGUACAUUAUCAUUUCUUGACGGCAUCCCGAAAGAAAAGACCGGCGAUAUCAUACCAGAUCUGAAUAUUGCAGCAUGCACUCCAGGCUCCGCGGAGUUUGAAUCCCUAAUAGAGUGGCUCGCCUUUCGACAGACCAACGUAAUACAGGAGGAUAAUGAAUCCGACGACGAAGAGGAUGGCGAAACCGCUGGUAGAGAGGAACUGGACCUCCCGGCAUCAACCACCCGACGACCCUCGCUCGCGAAAGGCGCUGCAUUCUCCAUCGACGAGCAAAUAUCAUCCUUACCCGUGCUCCUGGCGGCAUCCCAUUGGCCCAGUGAACAGCAAAAUUGCGCAGGUUUCAACGGAAGAACCAACAAAAUCGCCGACACCUGCUAUUGUUUUUGGGUGACUGGCUCGUUGGCGAUUCUUAACCGCCUCAACGUCAUCAAUGCCGACACAAAUCGAAGAUAUCUGUUGGAUAAAACGCAGCAUCUGAUUGGCGGUUUUGGGAAAGGAGUUGACGAGUUUCCCGGUAUGCAGCCCUUCGGCAGCAGUUUCCCGCUGACACCGAGACUGACAGAUCAUUCCUAG
Molecule: messenger RNA, 1267 nt
Organism: Coccidioides posadasii C735 delta SOWgp
Lineage: Eukaryota; Fungi; Ascomycota; Eurotiomycetes; Onygenales; Onygenaceae
Source: RefSeq, a predicted model, not a curated record